Molecule: messenger RNA, 1398 nt
Organism: Ascochyta rabiei
Lineage: Eukaryota; Fungi; Ascomycota; Dothideomycetes; Pleosporales; Didymellaceae
Exons: 1
Coding region: 1-1398 (465 amino acids)
Biological process (GO): double-strand break repair via homologous recombination
Cellular component (GO): cytoplasm; chromosome
Molecular function (GO): four-way junction helicase activity; ATP binding; 3'-5' DNA helicase activity
Source: RefSeq, a predicted model, not a curated record
AUGGCUACCGGCACCGGCAAGAGUAUGCUGUUCAUGCUGCCCGCGUCCGUCUCGCCAGGCGGCGUCUCCGUGGUCGUGGCUCCGUUGAAUGCCUUGCGAGACGAUCUGCAAGAUCGCUGCGACCAGCUCGGCAUCCCCUGCGCGAAGUGGGAUGGAAGAAGACCGCCGUACUGGGCUCGUAUUGUGCUAGUGACGCCUAAGAGCGCAGUCACGAAGGCGUUCGGCAGGUUCAUUGACGAAAAGCGCAUGCUCCAUCAGCUAGAUCGUAUCGUGAUAGACGAGUGCCACGUGCUGCUGGAGUCGACACAGGACUGGCGGCCAGACCUCCUCAAGAUGGUGGAGAUGACGGAGAAGGGCACACAGGUUGUCUACCUGACUGCAACCUUGCCGCCCACGCUGCAGCCCGCCUUCUUGCACACCGCAGGGCUCGAUGCCCAGACCGUAACCAUAUGCCGCGAUGAACGCACCACGCAAACGAACAUUGCGUACCAGGUGCUAGAGUACACACGUGGCACGCUAGAAAAAGUACUUAUUGAGCUUGUGGCUGCGAAGAGGAGUAGGUACGGACCUAAGGCGCAGAUCAUCGUCUAUUGUCCAACUGUGGACGAGACGAAACGGCUUGCGAAGCUUCUGCAGUGCUCUGCAUACUACCGUCAGAUGGGCUCAGACGAGGAAAAGGCACGCAUGGUGCGAAGCUUCACCCUGGGCAUAGAGAAGCUUUGUACAGCCACGAACAUGCUAGGUCUUAGGCUCGACGCUGCAGGCGUCUGGGUGGUGAUCCACGUUGCCAUGUGUCCCCUGCUGCUCCAAUAUGUGCAAGAGAGCGGCCGGGCGGGACGAACGGGGCUCGACAGCGAGUCCAUUGUUAUGAGAGCGUGCUAUGUAACAAAAGAGGGGAGGGUAGAGAAGGCGCUCGGCUACAAGCUGGAGCGACCUGCAAAGGAGUUUAUGACAGUCGAAUCCUGUCAGCGAAUCGCGAUAGACAAGCACAUGGACGGCAGACAGAACAGGCAGCAAUGCGAGAUGGGAGAGUCGAAGUGUGAUCUAUGCGAGCGACACCCCGGUGGUACCAAGCGACAAGCCGUCGAAGAAGAGCAGGAAGAGCCAGAGGAGACGCAGGCCGACACUGCGGCGGUGGCAGCAGAGGAGCAGCGCAGAUGUAUAGAGCGAGCUAUAGUCGUUAAAGAGCAGAGGGUUAAGAUCCAGCAACAGCGAAGGACGGAACAAAAAGUAUAUGACCUGGAGCGGCUAGAGCAGCACUUCCAGCGCUGGAGCAAUGCGUGCGCCAUCUGCAUGGCCACUCAGGCUGACCCGGCGCGCCACGACUGGAAGGACUGUUCAAAGGCCAGCGGAGCGCAGAUGACAUUAAUGGAGUCUAAGGUGAAAUCUAUGCACUAA